AUGACAUUAGAACAAGCAGUAUUUAUAAUUUUAAUUUAGUUGUCUGAAGAUGGGGAAUAUUUGAGAUUGCAAAAACUAACUGAGGCAUUAAAACAAAUAACAAACGAAAUGCCUUACAUGAAAACUUUUAAUCAAGUUUCAACCAUUAAAUAUUUGUUAUGUGCUUAUCCAUUCAAUCCAAUUACUGUAGAACUUGUAAUCACUAGUCUAUUAGAUCACUUUUAGGAUGAACAAUUUAUUUAUACCUUUUUUUCAGCCAUAAUGGAAUUGGCAUAAAUAUAAGAACUGAACACUAUGUUUGGACAUCGAAAAUCAAAAGUAAUGGAUAUUUUUCCAUAAGCUAAGUCAAUCCACUUACCUCAUCAAAUUGGGUAGAGAUAUUGUAGAGCUGUUUAUGAAAACAUAUUGGAGGCAAAGAAAUUUGCAUGCCAAUAUUUGAAAUAGUUGUUUGAUGUUGCCAUAUAAUUUUAAUAGGAUAUUCAAUACUUCUCAAUGGUGUUCAAAUUGAUGAUUAAAAACUCAACCAACACUGAAUUUAUUCAUUUUGUAAUAUAAAAAUAUGAAGAAUGCAAAAUUGAAUUGUUUGGAAAUCGCAAGUGGAUUGACGAUUUAGAUGAUGAAAUUAUAGAAUAUUUUGAACAAAGCCAAAUACCUAUGCCUUUUGCUGUAAGUAAAGGAUUGGAGUAGUAAAGAUAAGAUAUUAAAUUGAGUACCAUCUAAAACAACACUUCAAUGAGUAAUUCUAACAACGAUUCCUCAAUUUUGGAUGAAGUUGACAUAAUGAAAAAAGAACUCGAAACUCUCUAUGUGAAUAUGCAGAAGUGGCUCUGUAUAGUAGGAACUCCUUCCAUAAAAUCUAGAACCGAAUAUUUGAGUGAUGAACAUCACUUCGACUAUUUAAUGUCUUUCAUAUUUAAUCCAUUAAAAUAUGAGCCAAUUAAAGAUUGGGAGGAUAAAUUUAAUAAUUUACAAGUUGAAGUUGAGUAGACGGAUUAUAAAGUUGAAUCGUAAUUGCCAUCUAAAAGUGAAUUGAUAAGAUCUUAUAAAACUACAUUAAUAUUCUUGACGGAUGACAACUUUUAAGUGAUGAUUCAAACUGUUCCUAAAUUGAUCCCAGUUCUUCUUUAUCAAAUAAAAGUGAGUUUGGAAGAGAAGAAUAAGUCAGUUAAUCUAUUGCAUAUUAGCUGCAUUUUGGAUAAAUUUCUACAGAAAUAUCCAAAAUCAACUGUAUUAUUAAUGACUGAAAUGAAUCUAUUUUAAAUCCUUGGAAAAUAUAUCUACAAUAACAAAUUAGCCACCAUAUUGGUAGAUGUUUUAGAUAUAUAAAUUGAUAGAUAUGGCAUUGGAUCUCCAUGUUAAGAAUAAUUAUGGAAAUAUUUUCACCGUAUUAAUUGGUUCGAAACUAUCUCAAUUCUAUUGAUCAACAAAGAUUUUUAAUUCUAAACUUUGGAACAAAAAGAAAACUAGAAAUACAUUCAAUUGCUUAGAUCAUUUGCAUUAAGUGAGAAAGAAAAGACUCCGCCAAUCAUUGAUUGUGAUGAAAAGAAGAAGUUAACUGACUUACUAGGAACAUUGCAAGCAGGCAAAACUAUGGAAGAAUAUUAUAAUUCAAAUUAAUUGAAUUGGCAAAUCAAUUAAACUUAAAGGGAACAUAUAUUGUAUAGUCAAAUAGAGGUUUAAGAUAUUGAUGGAUUAAAAAAGUUCGUAGAAGAAAGGGAUUCUAACCUUUAAAGAUCUAUACAUAGAAUUAAAACUUCAUAAAUGAUUAAGUCAACUAAAAUCACAACUUAAAUCACAAGAAAAUCCUCCUAAGUUAUACGCUAUAUAUAAAUUAAUAAACCCAUUUUGAGAGGCUUCCAUGGACAUAGAAGAUAUUGCGAGAGCAUAGAUUUUUAAUCGGAUGCAAUUAGAGAGGAUUUUAAUAAUGAUGAGGAUUUGAAACUUCAUAAAUCUAAUCCAAGCAGUCUUAGGACUAGUUAAUAAAAUUCUGAGGAUGAUGAAGAUUUGGGAUCGAUUUCUCCCAGGAAGCUUAAAAUUUAUCCUGGAUAUAAAUUACAUUUGUAUGUCAGUGAUUUUGAAAAGAAUGAAACUAAAUUUAAAAUCAAUAAACUUUAUUCUGAAGAAGCAAUCUAAUUACUAAAAUUCUAAAUUACUGCAUUAUGCAAUUAUUUAGAUUUACAACACACAAAUAAAAUUAAAGUUGAACAACAAAAAAUUGAUAUUAAGCCUAUCAUUAAUUCCCUAUUGACAACUUAAAUUGUUAUGAAACUCCAUUAGUUUUUUUUAUAUGGAAUUUUGAAAGAUGAAGCAACUAUAGAAUAUUAAUUAGCUGAAGAAUGUGGAAUUAUUGUGAACAAGAUUUAUAAAUAUUCUUUGCUCUACUAAGAAUUACAAGAAAUCAAACCAAUUUUAUAAGAUACAUUCUUAAAAACAGCAGAAUAUUUGUGUAAAUUGAUUGUCAAAGCUUAUCAAAAUUAGGACACUAUUUCUGGACUUCAAAAAAUUUAAACAUUUUUGCUUCUUACUUUCAAACAAGGUUAUUCGGUAUUUCAUUUAGAUCCGCGUUCCAAAGAAGAUUUUGGAGUUCAUAAAUUUUUUCACUCAACAGUUAUUCAUAUCCUCAUCUACUGGUUUUUUAAUAGCCAAAACAAUAAUUUGUAUUAGAAUAUCUUUUUGAAAUUCAUCACGUUGGUGUUGGCUAAUGCUCCACCUGUAAUCUUGAGUAGCAUCUUAUUUAGACUUGGACUUAUAGGUUUACUCUUUGACACUUACAACAUUUACUGUUUGAAUGGAAGUGAACAUGUUUUAAUGGCAGAUAGUCUUCUUGCUCAUGUUAAAUGUAUUGUGUAUUCCAUAAAUGCCUCAAUAACUCAUAGAUAAUUGACAGCGAUUUAAAUGAAUCUAAGAUGUCUUGAUUCUUGGAAAAAACUUAUUGAUGCUAGUCCAAAAGGGGAACUCUCAAUCUAUAAAGAAAUAAACUUUAUCAUCAAUCCAAAUUUCAAUUAUAAGCAUAGCAAAAUAAAUUUCUAUUCUUAUUAAAUGUCAAUAGAAAACAAUGAAUCAAAUAAUACUCCAAAGUUAGGUAGAAUGAGGGAUUAAUACAAUUCACAAAGAUUGAAAGGAAACUAUAAACUGCAACAUAAGCUUCCUCUUUUACAUCCUCUUAAUUAAAAAUAACAUGUUUUGUCAAAAACAUUUAGUACAAAUAAACAAUGA
Molecule: messenger RNA, 3216 nt
Organism: Paramecium tetraurelia
Lineage: Eukaryota; Ciliophora; Oligohymenophorea; Peniculida; Parameciidae
Exons: 7
Source: RefSeq, a predicted model, not a curated record